AAUUUCAAUCUCAGUAAAGCAAAGCAUCAUCACUCACUGGUCACGCACCCAGUAGAGAGAGAAAGAGAUAAAGAUGGAAACUUUACAGAUAGAGAAGGUAAGGAAAGAAGAGCAGCUUUGAGGUGAGAGAAAGGAGAGAAAGCUCUGCCCUUGAAAUAUGCAUCGCGAUAAGGACUUGUGUGUGCAAGAGCUUUUUGUAGUAAAAGUUGAGUAAUAACUAUUUUUUUAUUAUAAUAAGCUUCAGAAGAACUGCUUCACCAUCACCCUAUGCACAGAUGGUCUUCUCCUGCUCUCUGCGCCACUUCUCAGCAUCAGUCUGCUUUUAAUUUCAUGCCUGCAAAGUGUUCGACUCUUAACCCUUGUAGAGGCUCUGCUGCUUCAUUGGUUCUUUCAAAGUCUCAUCCUUUGGACGUGAUCUACCUCUAGGCUCCAACCCCAGUUCACUGAUGUAAGUUACUACUCUCAUCUUUGCCAUUUUGUUUGUUUAAAGAUGAAAAGUUGUGAUUUUGUUAUUGGGUUUUCUUUCAUCUGGGUUUGACUUCUUUCAUGGCAUUGGCUUGACCAUUGUAUGUCCCUUUUUUGUCUUAAAAUUUAGAUGGUUUUCCUAAUUUUGAGUUGAGGUUUUGGGUUUGUUGUGGGAAGAUGCUUGAUGUUAAAGCCAGGCAAUGUGUUGGUGAGAGUGUGGACCUGUUUUGAGUUUCCAUCUGUUCUUUAUCUUGGGAAUCAAGCCUUUGUAAUUGUGUCUUCUGGUUCGGUAAGCUGUAAAACAGCUUGCAUUUUUGUCUUUUUCUUUCAAUUUUUGAGAUUGAGAUUUCACCUCUCUUUAUUUUCCUUUUCUCCUGUUGGCUGCUUUGGAUUCUAGCUUUGAUUUUAUU
Molecule: messenger RNA, 875 nt
Organism: Rubroshorea leprosula
Lineage: Eukaryota; Viridiplantae; Streptophyta; Magnoliopsida; Malvales; Dipterocarpaceae
Source: the annotation of a GenBank genome assembly